AUGGAGGACUCGGACGCGGCCGCGAAGCAGCUGGGCCUGGCCGAGGCGGCGGCGGUGGCGGCCGCGGCCGCGGUGGCGGCGGCGGCCGCGGCCGCGGCAGGAGACGAGGCGGAGGAGCCUGUGCUCAGGCGGGACGAGGACUCGGAGGAGGACGGGGACUCGGAGGCGGAGCGCGAGACGCGGCGGGUGACGGCCGUGGCGGUGAUGGCCGCCGAGCCCGGGCACAUGGACAUGGGCGCCGAGGCCCUGCCGGGACCCGACGAGGCCGCCGCGGCCGCCGCCUUCGCAGAGGUGACCACUGUGACGGUGGCCAACGUGGGCGCCUCCGCGGACAAUGUCUUCACCACGUCGGUGGCCAACGCGGCCUCACUCUCGGGACAUGUGCUGUCUGGCAGGACCGCCCUGCAGCUCGGGGACAGCCUGAACACCGAGAAGGCCACGCUGAUCGUCGUCCACACCGACGGGAGCAUCGUGGAGACCACCGGCCUCAAGGGCGCCGCGGCCCCGCUCACCCCGGGCCCGCAGUCCCCGCCCACCCCACUCGCCCCGGGCCAGGAGAAGGGGGGCACCAAGUACAACUGGGACCCCUCGGUGCACGACAGCGAGCUGCCCGUGCGCUGCCGCAACAUCAGCGGCGUCCUGUACAAGCGCCGACUGGGCUCAGGCGGCCGGGGCCGGUGCAUCAAGCAGGGCGAGAACUGGUACAGCCCCACGGAGUUCGAGGCCAUGGCCGGGCGGGCCAGCAGCAAGGACUGGAAGAGGAGCAUACGCUACGCAGGCCGCCCGCUGCAGUGCCUCAUCCAGGACGGCAUCCUGAACCCUCACGCGGCCUCCUGCACCUGCGCGGCCUGCUGUGACGACAUGACCCUGAGCGGCCCGGUGCGGCUCUUCGUCCCCUACAAGAGGCGCAAGAAGGAGAACGAGCUGCCUGCACCCCCCGUGAAGAAGGAGCCCCCCAAGAACAUCACGCUGCUCCCCGCUACAGCCGCCACCGCCUUCACCGUCACCCCCUCAGGACAGAUCACUACCUCGGGCGCCCUGACCUUUGACCGGGCGUCCACCGUGGAGGCCACCGCAGUCAUCUCUGAGAGUCCGGCCCAGGGCGAUGUCUUCGCAGGAGCCACAGUGCAGGAGGCAGGUGUGCAGCCCCCGUGCCGGGCCAGCGCCCCUGAGCCCCACUACCCCGGCUACCAGGACAGCUGCCCACUGGCUCCCUUCCCAGAGGCUGCGCUGCCCACCUCUCAUCCCAAGAUAGUGCUGACGUCCCUGCCGGCUCUGGCCAUCCCGCCCUCCACCCCCACCAAGGCCGUGCCCCCCGCGGUGGUCAGCGGGCUGGAGCUGUCGGAGCAGCGCAGCUGGCUGUACCUGGAGGAGAUGGUCAACUCCCUGCUGAGCACGGCGCAGCAGCUGAAGACGCUGCUCGAGCAGGCCAAGCAGGCCAGCUCCUACCGGGAGGCCGCCGCAGCCCAGGCCCGGGCGCAGGCCGACUCGGAGCGCAAGGAGCAGUCUUGUGUCAACUGCGGCCGCGAGGCCCUGAGCGAGUGCACCGGCUGCCACAAGGUCAACUACUGCUCCACCUUCUGCCAGCGCAAGGACUGGAAGGACCACCAGCACGUGUGUGGCCACGCGGCAGCCGUCACCGUCCAGGCCGACGAAGUCCACGUCGCCGAGAGUGUGAUCGAGAAGGUCACCGUGUGAGCCGCCGGCGCCACACGGGCUGCCAGUGGGCAGCGGAGGACCCACGAGGCCCGAGGACGUGGGGACCCCGCAGGAAGAAACUUGCUGGCCAAGUCGUCCACAGACUCCUAGAGACCUGGUCCCUGGGGCCCGGGCGCGGCCCCGACGGGCGCCCGUGCCGGCC
Talpa occidentalis (Iberian mole) is the source of this 1861-nucleotide messenger RNA. It is a transcript of the gene DEAF1, whose product is annotated as DEAF1 transcription factor. The coding region runs from base 1 to 1698 and encodes 565 amino acids. Gene Ontology annotation, molecular function: DNA-binding transcription factor activity, RNA polymerase II-specific; DNA binding. The transcript has 12 exons. Lineage: Eukaryota; Metazoa; Chordata; Mammalia; Eulipotyphla; Talpidae. The record is from RefSeq and is a predicted model, not a curated record. Gene Ontology annotation, biological process: regulation of transcription by RNA polymerase II. Gene Ontology annotation, cellular component: nucleus.